AAAAAAAAAAAAAGUGAGGGGUGUUUCUCUGCGCCGGCAGUGCGGUGUUGGUCACUGGAGAGGUGCGCGGUCACCGUUACGCAUUUCAGCAGAACACCGCACGCAGGAUGGCCGAGAGUCACGGCGAGAUCAGCGGCCACGACUGCCGGCGACCGGCUCCGGUACAAACCUUCAACCACAGAUCCUCCAAGUGGGUCCGUUUGAACGUCGGCGGCACGUAUUUUAUGACCACCAGACAGACGCUCUGCCGGGAUCCCAAAUCGUUCCUGUUCCGGCUGUGCCAAUCGGAACCAGACCUCGAUUCUGAUAAGGAUGAGUCUGGGGCGUAUUUGAUUGACAGGGAUCCCAUGUAUUUCGGGCCUGUGCUGAAUUACCUCAGACAUGGGAAGCUGGUCCUCAACAAGAACCUGACAGAGGAGGGAGCUCUUGAAGAGGCCGAGUUUUACAACAUCACAUCAUUAAUAAAACUCAUCAAAGAAAAGAUCAGUGAAAAAGAAGCCAAGACCACACACUCGCCGGUCAAGCAUGUUUACAGAGUGUUACAGUGUCAAGAGGAAGAACUUACUCAGAUGGUCUCGACCAUGUCAGACGGAUGGAAGUUUGAGCAGCUUGUCAGUGUAGGUUAUGGGCGGGCCCAGAAGUCAGAGUUUUUCCUGAUUGUGUCUCGAGAGGUGAAGGGGGAGGAGUCAAGCCAAACUCACCCCGCCCACAGUGGAGAGUUGGUCAGUAUCGGAUCCUCCUAUAACUAUGGUAGCGAAGAUCAGGGGGAGUUCUUGUGUGUUGUUUCUAAGGAACUGCACAACCAAUCAUACAGCAGCAACACUCAACCCAGUGAGAAAGCCAAGAUUCUACAGGAACGCGGUUCUAGAAUAUGAUUAUCUAGAGCUGCCAUGGUUUGAGACACAUCAGUUCUUUCUAGAACAUUCCAUGAGCUUGUUCUCUUCACGCCUCAAGAGCACUGGACACCUGACGCACGCAAGCAGCACAAGAAGAGCAUGUCCACUGUAAUCCAGUCUUUAUGGUGCCUGUUAAUCUGAAUUCAAACCGGGAUGCUUGUUUAUUUUGAUCUUCAUGGAUUCAGAGACUGAUUCGGAUUCUCUGGACAGGAUCUGGAGAACUGGACCAAUGUCAAUCUCAGGGAUCAAAAGGAAAUGGACACGUCGCUCUGAAUCGCUGCCCACCUGUUAGCACAAUCAGUUCAAUGGACAUUCAUGGGCAUACAGUGGGGUCCAUAAGUGACAAUACUUAAAUUUCGUACUUUUAUCAUUUAAAACGAACACUUUUCUUUACAAAUCUCAGUAUUUCGUUCAUCUCCCUUUUUCUUUAAUCAGUGAUAUGAACAAAACCUGAUGCUCUUGUUCUCCUGCAUGAUUUGCAAUGUUUCAAAGAGCAUCUUGAGCUUCAAUAGAAGCAGGAAAAUCUGAGCGUCUGUACAAAGAAUCACACGAUCAAUGUCAUCCAUUUACUCACAUUUGAUGAGUCACACAGAUAAUUAAAUAUUAUGUCAAAAAAAAAAGUUUUUUUGAAAGGUUUAAAUUGAAAAAAAA
Sinocyclocheilus rhinocerous is the source of this 1547-nucleotide messenger RNA. RefSeq names its product BTB/POZ domain-containing protein KCTD5-like. Gene Ontology annotation, biological process: protein homooligomerization; proteasome-mediated ubiquitin-dependent protein catabolic process. The transcript is spliced from 7 exons. Bases 108 to 875 code for a protein of 255 amino acids. The record is from RefSeq and is a predicted model, not a curated record. NCBI's taxonomy places the organism in Eukaryota, Metazoa, Chordata, Actinopteri, Cypriniformes, Cyprinidae. Gene Ontology annotation, molecular function: cullin family protein binding. Gene Ontology annotation, cellular component: cytoplasm; Cul3-RING ubiquitin ligase complex.